AAUAUUACCAAACAAAACCUUUAUGUUUUUCUAAGAAUCUUGCUAACGAACUGGUUUCCGUCCCACUUCUUUUCCAAUUCCAAUGCGAGCAUUGGAUGCGAGCAAGGCAUGCUAAAUUUUCUCUAGACCCAAAUCACCCCAAGCUAACAGCACAAGGAGGGCUCAGCCUCAGGAAAAUGGAGCAUCUCUUCUACCCGACGUCCUUCGACGAUUUUCAAGUCACUUUAAUAGGCUCUAAUUUCUCUAUUUAUCUGGAUAACGUAGCCUUGAAAUCCAAUGGAUAGAAGAAAGUUUGAGAAGCCAGAAGGAAUCCGGCCAGUGAAAGCUGCCAUCAGCCUGUACGGGGAAAGGAUCCAGGGAAGAAAGCCAGACAAGUACAAGACCACCCAGCUCCCACUCAAAGAGGAUUCGCAUUCGAUAACCGGAGAGCUCCACCGCGCAAAAAUGGAUAUUGGAAGACUGGAUGAGAGCAAGAAUUUCGCCGAAAAGGAGAAGGCCCGGGCGGAAUCCGAGCUGUAUAGGGCGAGGAGCAGAGCUAAAGAGUUGGCUCUCCAAAUCGAGGAGUCUGAUGCCAGAGCAAGGGCGUGGAAACUAGGGCUUCAGUCGCUGAGGAAGGCGGAGUUUGGUGAUGGUCGGUAUGCUGAAGUGAUGCGGGAGCUGGAUGCUGCGAAGAAGGAGCUGAGCAGGCUGAAGCUUGACGUGGCCUCUGCUUUAGAAGCAAAGGCUAAAGCUGAGAAGGAAACUGAAGCCUCUCGUUCCAAAGCUAGCUCUUAUUCCCGCUCGGUCGAAGAACUAAGAAGGGAGAUACGUGAAGCAAAUGAAGAGUAUGUUCUGGUGGAGCUUGCCCGGAUCGAAGCUGAAAGAGAGUUUCGAGAAAUAGAAGCUCGGAGAGUGGCUGAAGCUGCUCGGUUUGCGAAGAAGAUGGAAGCCGCUGAGAAGAAAAUUAAGGAUAUCCGCGAGGAGAUCGAUCAUGCUGAGGAGCUCGAAAUGAAGCUCGAAAUGACAAAUUCUGAUGUCAAUGUCUUGCAGAAUGAAAUGGAGUUGGUUCGAGCAAUGGAGAGGAAGCAUCAGAAGAAUGAUUUGUUCGAAGUCAUGGAUAAGACAAUGGAAGAAGAGCCAGAGAGUCGGUCUUUGCUACGAUCAGCUGAGGCUGAAUUGGAGGCGGCGAGGAAAGAAUUAGCUUCCAUUAAGGAGGAGGGAUUUCAGCUUAUGGCUUCCAUGGAUCUUGUAAGAGAGGAGAUGAUGCACACUGCUGAAGAAACCAAUAGACUAAAGAAACUAGAAAUGAAAGCAGAUUCUACUGUUCAGCAUCUUAAUUCCAAGCUUCUGAAAGCCAAGUCUAAGCUGGAGUCUGCCACACGAGCAGAUGAGAGGGCUAGAGCAAUAGUUUCCAAUCUCUCAGCUGCGCUGCAACAACUGCAAGCAGAGGUAGAGUCGGAGAAGAAAGAAAAGGAACAAGUUAGUGAAGAGACAAAAAGUAUCGAAAUGGAAAUUAAGAAGACAGACUUGGACAUUAGCUCAGCAGAGGAAAGAUUGCAAGCUGCUGUACAAGAGCUGGAAGCAGCUAAAGCAUCAGAAGCUGUCGCACUCAAGAAGUUGAGGAGAGCUACUGAAAGAACCAUUAAAGCAAGAGCUUCAUCGAUCCAACACAGCUCUACUAUAACUAUAUCCAAAUGUGAGUAUGACUAUUUGAAUCGGCGUGCAGCAGAUGCUCAUGUUGUUGCCGACAAGAAGGUGGUGGCAGCUCAGGCAUGGAUCGAAGCGCUGAAGGUUGGAGAGAAGGAGAUACUGAUGAAGACCGAGCUUGCUAGGAGGGAGACUGAAGAGCUCAAAGCUCUGGUGGAGAAGUCAUUGGUUGCUCAGGAGACUCUGGAAGAAGAACAAUAUAAUUGCAGACAGAAAGAGAACGAGGCAGAUAUUUCUAACUUGCAGCUUGUGGGAGCAACACCAAGGAAAUCCCUCAGAGGGAAUGGAAUACCAGCAGCAUCAAGAAGAGCUAAAGUGAGAAGGCUGUCAGCAUCAUCUGGAAUGCGAUAUACUCGCUCCCCAUCUUUUACUGUUAAGAAGAAGAGGAAGGUAAUGCCCAGUUUAGCCAAGUUUCUAAGAGGUCGGAAAACUGGAAAGCAAAAGUGAGCUGCAGACUGCAUGGUCUGCAUCUUGCUGAUACUCCUACGCCUGUUGCUGAUUUCUGAAAAAAUUUUAUGCAGCUACUUCCAAUGUUUUGUUUUAUCCCCCUCUUUAUUUUCCUUCUCAUCAGUCAACUUAUUUGUUUAAUACAUGGAUGACACAUAUAACCUAUACAAAAAAGGAAAAAUAAUAAUAUGCUUCUGUAAUCAUCUGUAA
Messenger RNA from Phoenix dactylifera (date palm), 2343 nucleotides. It is a transcript of the gene PMI2, whose product is annotated as PLASTID MOVEMENT IMPAIRED protein (DUF827). The record is from RefSeq and is a predicted model, not a curated record. Gene Ontology annotation, biological process: chloroplast accumulation movement; chloroplast avoidance movement. Lineage: Eukaryota; Viridiplantae; Streptophyta; Magnoliopsida; Arecales; Arecaceae. Gene Ontology annotation, cellular component: cytosol.